Messenger RNA from Parastagonospora nodorum SN15, 126 nucleotides. RefSeq lists its product as hypothetical. The transcript has 2 exons. The record is from RefSeq and is a predicted model, not a curated record. NCBI's taxonomy places the organism in Eukaryota, Fungi, Ascomycota, Dothideomycetes, Pleosporales, Phaeosphaeriaceae. Bases 1 to 126 code for a protein of 41 amino acids.
AUGUGGAAUAUUUCACUAGCAACGCGGUGCAGGACAACGGAGGCUGUUGAUUUUACACGCAGCUACUACAGUAAGUGUCCUGGGUUACAGAUGACAUUCUUAGAUGGGAAUAUGACUAUCAUCUAG